This is a messenger RNA of Octodon degus (degu), 2818 nucleotides long. RefSeq names its product WD repeat domain 36 (gene Wdr36). Gene Ontology annotation, cellular component: Pwp2p-containing subcomplex of 90S preribosome; small-subunit processome. Gene Ontology annotation, biological process: rRNA processing. Gene Ontology annotation, molecular function: protein binding. The coding region runs from base 105 to 2792 and encodes 895 amino acids. The transcript is spliced from 23 exons. The record is from RefSeq and is a predicted model, not a curated record. Lineage: Eukaryota; Metazoa; Chordata; Mammalia; Rodentia; Octodontidae.
UCUCUAACUCGCGGAGAGUUUUUUUUUCUUUUCCCGAGACGUAGUGAAGGGCUGAAACGCGGUUUCCAACCUGAAGGGAGCUAAGGGUUGGGGCGGCGGCGGAGAUGGAACGCGGCACGGAAGGCCGCACGGCCAGCGCGCUCUUCGCGGGGUUCCGGGCCUUGGGGCUGUUUAGCAAUGAUAUCCCACACGUGGUGCGGUUCAGCGCGCUGAAGCGCCAGUUCUAUGUAACGACCUGCGUGGGCAAGAGCUUCCACACCUAUGACGUUCAGAAACUUAGUCUGGUUGCAAUAAGUAAUUCUGUUCCACAGGAUAUCUGCUGUAUGGCAGCUGAUGGAAGGCUAGUCUUUGCUGCUUAUGGGAAUGUUUUCUCUGCAUUUGCUCGUAAUAAGGAGGUAGUACAUACCUUUAAGGGUCAUAAGGCAGAAAUCCAACUUUUGCAACCCUUUGGGGAUCACAUUAUCUCUGUUGAUACUGACAGUAUUCUUAUUAUUUGGCACAUAUAUUCAGAAGAGGAAUACCUACAGUUGACAUUUGAUAAAUCAGUUUUCAAAAUUUCUACAAUUUUGCAUCCAAGUACCUAUUUGAAUAAAAUACUUCUGGGCAGUGAACAAGGAAGCCUGCAGUUGUGGAAUGUUAAAUCAAAUAAACUUCUGUAUACAUUUCCAGGAUGGAAAGUUGGAGUUACAGCUCUUCAGCAGGCACCAGCUGUGGAUGUUGUUGCCGUUGGUCUUAUGUCAGGUCAGGUCAUCAUUCACAACAUUAAAUUUGAUGAAACACUAAUGAAGUUUCAUCAAGACUGGGGACCCAUUACUUCAAUUUCAUUUCGCACAGAUGGUCAUCCAAUAAUGGCUGCUGGAAGCCCAUGUGGCCAUAUUGGACUCUGGGAUCUAGAAGAUAAAAAAUUGAUCAAUCAGAUGAGAAAUGCACAUUCUACAGCAAUUGCUGGGCUGACUUUUCUCCACAGAGAGCCACUUCUCAUCACAAAUGGUGCUGAUAACGCUGUCAGGAUAUGGAUAUUUGAUGGGCCUACCGGUGAAGGCCGACUUUUGAGAUUCAGAAUGGGACAUAGUGCCCCUCUUACCAGUAUCAGAUAUUAUGGACAAAACGGACAACAAAUCCUGAGUGCAAGCCAAGAUGGAACUCUUCAGUCAUUUUCCACAGUACAUGAAAAAUUCAACAAGAGCUUGGGACAUGGAUUAAUAAAUAAAAAGAGAGUCAAGCGUAAAGGACUUCAAAAUACCAUGUCAGUAAAACUUCCACCUAUUACAAAGUUUGCAGCUGAGGCAGCUCGUGAGAGUGACUGGGAUGGUAUCAUUGCUUGCCAUCUGGGUAAACUAUCCUGUUCAACAUGGAAUUAUCAGAGGUCUACAAUAGGCUCUUACUUUCUCAGGCCAAAAGAAUUGAAGACAGAUGACAUCACUGCAACAGCAGUGGAUAUAACUUCUUGUGGAAACUUUGCUAUAAUUGGCCUCUCAUCAGGAACUGUGGAUGUGUAUAACAUGCAGUCUGGUAUACAUCGAGGAAGUUUUGGCAAGGAUCAAGCUCAUAAGGGGUCUGUUAGAGGUGUUGCAGUGGAUGGAUUGAACCAGUUAACCAUUACAACUGGUAGUGAAGGAUUACUCAAAUUCUGGAACUUUAAAAACAAAUGUUUAAUCCAUUCUAUGAACCUUGAGUCAUCUCCAAAUACGAUGCUGCUGCACAGGGACAGUGGCAUUUUGGGACUCGCCUUGGAUGACUUCUCCAUUAAUGUGCUGGACAUAGAAACUAAGAAGGUUGUCAGACAGUUUGCUGGACACCAAGGCCAAAUAAAUGACAUGACUUUCAGUCCUGAUGGCCGAUGGUUAAUAAGUGCUGCAAUGGAUUGCUCUAUUAGGAUUUGGGACCUUCCAUCUGGGUGCCUUAUAGACUGCUUUUUGUUGGACUCAGCUCCUCUCAAUGUUACUAUGUCCCCUACUGGAGACUUUCUAGCGACUUCCCAUGUGGACCACCUUGGAAUUUAUCUAUGGUCCAAUAUUUCCCUGUAUUCAGUCGUCUCAUUACGACCACUUCCUACAGAUUAUGUUCCAUCAGUAGUUAUGCUUCCUGGUACUUGUCAUACCCAAGAUAUGGAAUUAUCAGAAGAAAAUGUAGAGCCAAGUGAUGAAAUGAUAGAGUAUAAUUCACCAGAACAGUUGAGUGAGCAAUUAGUCACACUGUCACUUCUCCCCGAAUCACGGUGGAAAAACCUUCUGAAUCUUGAUAUUAUUAAGAAAAAGAAUAAACCAAAGGAACCACCCAAAGUACCCAAGUCAGCACCAUUUUUUAUUCCAACAGUUCCUGGCCUUAUACCUAGAUAUGCGGCACCUGAACAAAAUAAUGAUCCCCAGCAGUCUAAGGUAGUAAACCUGGGUGUUUUGGCUCAAAAAUCAGAUUUCUGUUUGAAACUUGAAGAAGGAUUGCUAAGUAAUAAGUAUGAAAUUGCUCUGAACCUUCUAAAAGAAUUAGGACCCUCAGGAAUUGAAACAGAACUGCGAAAUUUGUCUCCUGAUGGUGGUGGGUCUAUGGAAGUAAUGCAGAGUUUCUUGAAAAUGAUUGGAAUGAUGUUGGAAAGGAAGCGUGAUUUUGAGUUAGCACAGGCAUACCUUGCAUUAUUUCUAAAGUUGCAUCUUAGAAUGCUUACUUCAGAACCAAUACUCCUAGAAGAAAUGACAAAAUUAUUAUCACAAGUGGAAGAAAAUUGGAUUCAUUUACAGUCACUCUUCAAUCAAAGCAUGUGUGUUCUAAAUUAUAUCAAAAGUGCUUUGUUAUAAACUUAAGUGAGUAAAGCAUUCAAAAA